AUAGUUCUAUUACAAUUUCCGAUCAGCUGCUAUAACAGAUGGAAAGUUGCACACCGUUCAAAACACAAAUCAUUUGACUCUUUCUGCAUUUACUUCGAAUUUUAGCUACAUUUUGUAAAUAAAAAUUUCAAAAUGCAGCUACUUUUACGUACGGGCGUGUUACAGCAUUUUAAACACUUUUAUAAAAGACGAUUUAUAACACAAAGUGCGACCGGCAUUGAGGUAUCGGAGCUUACAAAUGAUGUUAAACACCAAAUAGAAUCUCAUUGGCGUACACAAGUGUCACAGGGACAAUUUGAUCCAGCACGAAAUGAUAAGUUCUAUGUGCUUCCAAUGUUUCCAUACCCAUCUGGAACGCUGCAUAUGGGUCACGUACGUGUUUAUGCAAUAAGCGACACGGUAGCGCGCUUUCAUCGUAUGUGUGGUCAGAAUGUAUUUCAACCCAUUGGCUGGGAUGCAUUUGGUUUGCCUGCCGAAAACGCCGCAAUACAGAGAGGUGUAGAGCCUGCAGAAUGGACUGAUGCAAAUAUCGCUCAAAUGAAGAAACAACUGCAAGCCUUAAGUUGCUCUUUUGAUUGGAAACACGAAAUGUCAACUUGUUCACCGGAGUAUUACAAAUGGACGCAAAAAUUGUUUUUAAUGCUUUACAACAAAGGAUUGGCAUAUCAAAAUGAGGCUUUAGUAAAUUGGGAUCCCGUAGAUAAUACAGUGCUAGCCGAUGAACAAGUGGACGCAAAUGGUUGUUCCUGGCGCUCAGGUGCUAAAGUACAGAAAAAAUUACUGAAUCAAUGGUUUAUACGCACGACAGCAUACGCCAAAGCCUUGUUAGACGGUUUAGAAGAUCCUACACUUCAAGAUUGGCGUGAUAUUAUUAAUUUACAACGCCACUGGAUUGGCGAUUGUGACGGUUAUGCAUUUCAAUUAUUAACUUCCGCAACAAAUUACUUACGCAUUUGGACCAGGAAUCCGGAACACUUGAAAGAUCCAAAUUCCUUUAUAGUCAUUAAGCAAAAUCAUUACUUAUCAAAAUUAAGUAAUGCAUCGCGUCUAACGGUAGAAAAUCCAUUCUCAGGCACUAUCAUACCUGUUAUUUUUAGCGAUCAAGCUAAUUUUCCAGAGCACUGUGACGUAUAUUUAGCGGCGCCCAGUUUUCGCGAACAGGACAAGGAACUGCAAGAAACCUUUGGACUUGCAUUCUUUGCUCAUACAAAAACUUCCAUUGCAAUAGAUGCCAAAUCGGCGCGCGAAGAAGUUUUAGAAGCGGCAACGCGUCUAAAAAUUGGCGGCUACCGCGUGUCUUCCAAAUUGCAAGAUUGGCUGAUAUCACGUCAACGUUACUGGGGCACACCCAUACCAAUAAUACACUGUAAAAAAUGUGGUGCUAUUCCAGUGCCUGAAGAUCAACUGCCAGUAGUGUUGCCAGAUAAAAAGUUGYUGGAGACACAACGUGAAGAGGCAUUGCGCUGCACUUGCCCCAAUUGUGAGGACACAGAAGCGAAGCGUGAAACUGACACAAUGGAUACAUUUGUUGAUAGCUCUUGGUACUACAUGCGUUUCCUAGAUCCGAGCUACACCGGCGAUAUUGUAAAUACGGAACUGGUGCAAAAAUAUAUGCCUGUUGAUUUAUACAUUGGUGGCAAAGAGCAUGCAGUAUUGCAUUUAUACUAUGCGCGUUUUGUCAAUCACUUCCUGCACAGCUGCGGUCUUUCGCCCACACCCGAACCGUUUUCGCGCCUGCUGGUCCAAGGUAUGGUUAUGGGUAGAUCAUUUAGAGUUAAGGGUUCCGGACGCUACAUUACAGAAGACGAGGUUGAAAUUGUGAAUGCCAAAAAGAAUCAAGCGCGCUUGAAGGAAACCAAAGAGCCUGUCGUCAUGACAUGGGAGAAAAUGUCCAAGUCUAAGUUCAAUGGUGUCGAUCCCACUGAUAUGUUUAAAGAAUAUGGCACUGAUACCACACGCCUCAUAUCGCUGGCUGAUGUGGCGCCUACUUCGCAUCGGAACUGGUCUAGCGCAACAUUCCCUGGCAUACUUAAUUGGCAAAAGCGUCUUUGGUUGACCUUAAACGAUUUCUAUGCGGCACGCACUGCUGUUGGCGAUGCUGCAAUGGAAAACGGUGACACCCAAAGCGAAGCAUUUGUAGCUGAGGACGACAAACUGUUUGAUGCGCGCAACUUUUACGUGAAGGGCGCCACAUUUAAUUACCGCCACACACAUCAAUUAAGCGUGGCUAUCUCGAAGAUGCAGGGGCUAACCAAUUCGCUGCGGCGUACACCGAAGCAUAUUGUACGUUUUAGUCCACAGUAUGAACGCGCCUUAGCUAGUCAAAUUAUCAUGCUCGCACCCAUGGCGCCACACUUCGCUUCGGAAUUGUGGUCGAAAUUCGUAACGGUGCCGCAUCGUUURAACGCGUCCACUUCAGAAGUGCAAUGGGAGCGUGAUGUUUUAGCGCAACGUUGGCCGGAUAUUGACGCAGACUAUAAGCUGGACUUGACCAUUAAAGUGAAUGGUUUUGAAAAUUGCGUUAUUAAAGUAGCGCGGAGUAAUUUGGAUCGGAUAACGCAUAACGAUGCGAUGGAUAUUGCGUUCAACACUGCCUCUGUUACUUCAUAUCUAACGGAUAAAAAGAUACGUACGACAAAUUUCGUACUCUAUCCCGGAAUCGAGGCUAUACUUAAUAUUUAUGUUGACAAAAUUAAACAAUCCUCUGCGCAAACAACUAAUUCGAAUGAGGAGGUUGUUAACAAGUAAUUUUUUCAUACAAUAAUAUGGUAUAUGUGUAGCGUAUGUAGUUGUAAAUGGUUUUUAUAUGUAAGUGAUAAUAUUUAUCUAAGGAAUUGUAAUUAUAAUGUAUUUAAUGUAAUUAAAUCCUAUUUAUUAAA
This is a messenger RNA of Bactrocera latifrons, 2879 nucleotides long. It is a transcript of the gene LeuRS-m, whose product is annotated as probable leucine--tRNA ligase, mitochondrial. Gene Ontology annotation, cellular component: mitochondrion. The coding region runs from base 133 to 2748 and encodes 871 amino acids. The transcript is spliced from 7 exons. NCBI's taxonomy places the organism in Eukaryota, Metazoa, Arthropoda, Insecta, Diptera, Tephritidae. Gene Ontology annotation, biological process: mitochondrial translation; leucyl-tRNA aminoacylation. The record is from RefSeq and is a predicted model, not a curated record. Gene Ontology annotation, molecular function: leucine-tRNA ligase activity; ATP binding.